Xylona heveae TC161 is the source of this 1595-nucleotide messenger RNA. Its product is annotated as kinase-like protein. The transcript has 2 exons. Gene Ontology annotation, molecular function: ATP binding; protein serine/threonine kinase activity. Gene Ontology annotation, biological process: mitotic DNA damage checkpoint signaling; protein phosphorylation. Gene Ontology annotation, cellular component: nucleus; cytoplasm. The record is from RefSeq and is a predicted model, not a curated record. Bases 123 to 1163 code for a protein of 346 amino acids. NCBI's taxonomy places the organism in Eukaryota, Fungi, Ascomycota, Xylonomycetes, Xylonales, Xylonaceae.
GAAUCGUUUUUUAAACAAACUGGUAAAGGGACGUUGCGAAUAUUCCAAUAUUCACAUAGAAGGGUUCAUUUAGCCUUCUCUUUGCUCUCCUGUCUCGAAUUUUCUUCGUGUGAAUCAGAGAGAUGUCUACGCCACCACCUACGAAAUCUACGCGGAAACGAAUUACGCCGUUUCCAGGUCUGGUCCCCAUUGCUUGUAAUUUCGACGGCACUGGAGGCAAUAUUCUCGGAGCAGCAUUCUGCUAUGUGCUCGGCCUCCAUCCCAAGGUUGCAUUUAAAUUCGCUUUCAAGUAUGAUUAUCCAGAAGACUAUGAUCCCAGAUGGAAGCAAAUUUACCAAACAAACACUUUACACGCCGAGGAGGGACUUGCACGAGAAAAAAAUGUUUACAUGGACAUUGCAAAGGCAUCAAGAUGGCACCCCAAUCUGCACAUUUUGCAGCCUUGCUUGUGUGUUCCGGAAGGGAUAUUUAUGCCGCCGAUGAAAUGCAAUCUGCGAAAGCGUCUUCUCGCUGCAAGAGGAGAGAAGGACGAGUAUUUUCCACCGAUAAAACUGGAAAACCAGCCGCCCAUUACAUCGGACAAGAAAGCACGCUGGGUAAAACAACUUAUCGGUGCCUUGGCAUGGCUGGAAAGUAUUGGCUACGCCCACGGAGACCUUCGACCACCAAAUAUUCUUCUCAAUCACGAUGAUAAUGUUGUGUUGGCGGACUUUGGUAGUAGCGCACGCCUGGGCGAAGAUCGCAUUACAAGUGCAGACACAUAUUGUCCGCUGAAUUUUGACUACGCAAGUCAUAUCAGUGAGCAGUAUGCAGCAGGUUGGUGUAUCUACACCAUCUGUCAGGGUCAAGAGCCAGAAGAGUUCAACCUUCCGCGGGAAUGGAGGGGUGAAGAUAUCAAAAUGGAACAAAUCUCCUUCCCAUCUACCGAAAACCUCCAAUUUCAAGAUAUUAUCAGGAAGUGCUGGCAUUUACAGUACCCAUCAAUCGCAGCAUUAGCAAGAGAUGUUACGACUGAAUAUAACAUGCGCAAAUGGUGGUAUUCUCGUUGGUGGGAAUACGUGCAGGAGCGUCUUUAUAUUUUGGCUUUCCUGCUUGAGCGACCAUGGCAGUUAUAUCUGAUGCGAAGAGUGUACAAGAAUUUACAAGCAGGAUCAGAUCCAUAAGAGUAGGGAUAUCGCAAAGGACAGGAAAGCACGAAGAGUGAGAAAAGUGAUAACUCCCUGCCGAUCAGAGCGUGGCACUAUGAUUGAGGGGUGGCCUGGAACUGGCGCCAAACACCCCCCUGUCAUAUAUAGUAUAGAUUGAAAGUCUGUGCUGACACCUUCUACGGCCUGUAUGUAUGGGAAAACCGCUGACUGGACCGAAGAAGGAGGGAAAUACCUUAAAUCUCUGACAUUUCUCACUGAGAUCAAGUCGAAACCAGGUCAGAGAAAUCCGAGCGCGGUUUCUCUCGUCGCAUGCAUGCCAUAUCGAGUAACUGGCAACCUUUCCUUAUAUAUCUUAGCAAGACGGACCCUCUAUUUUGCUUGUUAGACGAGAACUCAUCAGCACAAGGAUAUCGACAGCAUUUUUGACUCGGCCAGAAUGCUCCGCAG